Messenger RNA from Labrus bergylta (ballan wrasse), 7926 nucleotides. RefSeq names its product cut-like homeobox 2b (gene cux2b). Gene Ontology annotation, biological process: regulation of transcription by RNA polymerase II. The record is from RefSeq and is a predicted model, not a curated record. Gene Ontology annotation, molecular function: RNA polymerase II transcription regulatory region sequence-specific DNA binding; DNA-binding transcription factor activity, RNA polymerase II-specific. Gene Ontology annotation, cellular component: nucleus. Lineage: Eukaryota; Metazoa; Chordata; Actinopteri; Labriformes; Labridae.
UGUCCAGUAAAUGUGGAGGACGCAGACAGGGAGACACUUUGCUCUUCACUUUGAAACAGUCAGUGGGCAGUUCUCCAAAAAAAAAAAAAUCCUCUACACUUUUUGAAUCUAAGAAAAAAGAUGCGGGAGGACAGUCUCGUGCAAAGUCUCUGCGUUAUGUGGUGUAUAAGUGUGUGUGUGUGUGUGUGUGUGUGUGUGUGUGUGUGUGUUUUAAAGUGGGACCUGUGAUCGUAAACGUUGUUUAACGAGGGGGGAAUCCAGCCCACAUAUUUAUUGCAGCCGCUGAAAAAAAUCUCCUCAAUAUCCCCCAAGAUGGCCGCCGAUGUAGGAUCGAUGUUUCAAUAUUGGAAGAAAUUUGAUCUACGGCGGCUUCAGAGGGAGCUAAACUCUGUGGCAUCUGAGCUGGCUGGUCGACAAGAGGAGAGUGAACAUUCCCACAAGCAUCUGGUCGAGCUGAGCAGGGAGUUCAAGAGAAAUGUCCCUGAGGAAGUCCGGGAGAUGGUGGCACCUGUUCUGAAGAGUUUCCAGGCCCAGGUGGUUGCUCUGAACAAGCGCAGUAAGGAGGCCGAGUCUGCAUUCCUGGGAAUCUACAAACAGCUUAUCGAGGCCCCAGAUCCGGCUCCUGUGCUGGAGGCCUCACACAGCCUGGAGGGGCGGCUGCAGCAGAUCCAGAGUUCGGCCCCGGACAGCGAGACCCUGGUGCGAGAGAUUAGUGGGCACUGGAAGAAACACCUGGAGUGCCUUGAAAAGAAAGAACCCUCAGAGGACGGUCCAGCAGGCUCAGGGGCGACAGACCAGGCCCAGGAGUCUGGCUCUCCAGCCUCCCUGAUGAGUCCCAACACCACACCGGCUUCUAGGGCCCCGGGCUCCCCAGGCUCCCCGCAACAGAACUACCAGAACCGAGCCGAUGGCCAAGGAGAGGAGGAGGAGAGCGCCGUUGUAAGUUCAGCUGACAGGCUCUCAGAGGCUGAAGAGAAGAUCAAGGUUCUGCAUUCAUCUUUGAACACAGCACAGACAGAGCUGCUGGACUUGCGGUGUAAAUACAACCAGGAGAUUGCCAACAAGGCAGAGGAGGUCAACGCCAUCAUGACAGAUCUGGAGAAAGCCAACCAGAGAGCCGAGAUGGCCCAGAGGGAAGUGGAGCGGCUAAAGGAGCAGUUAGCCGGUGGCCAGAGUCCCAACACGGGGAAAUGUCGUCCAGCCGAGGGCACUAGCAGGGAGAACAAGGAGAAGGGCGAGUUGUUACCCUCCCAGUUGGAAGCCGCAUUGCUGGCUAAAGAUCGCGAAAUCCUCCGUCUGCUUGAAAACAUUCAGCGGCUGCAGUUCACUCUACAGGAAGUUCAAGAGACCUCGGCCAAUCAGAUUCUAGAGCUGGAACGCCAGCUUGCCUACAAAACUGAAGCUAUUGAGAGAUUAGAAACAAAGCUGCAAUCCCAGAUGGACUAUGAAGAGAUUAAAACUGAACUCAGCAUCCUAAAGGUAAUGAAGCAGGCUUCAGCCAAUGGCAGCUCGUCCCAGGAUUCUGCUAAAGCUGCAGAGGCUCUUCUACUGGAUAAAGAAGCCUUCCUACCGUCUCACAAAUACCUGGUGGAUAAGGCCCACGUUUUGCACAGCAUUGAUGAUGACAAGUCUGAGGAUGCAGGUAGGGAGAGAGGCCGGCCGCCCGGCUCCCAUUCAUCGUCGUCUCAGGCAGAUGGCCGUGCCUCUCCCAGCCCCGGCCCCACUCUGGAUGGCUCCUCCUCUAACCACGAUGUGCCCCGUCCCUUCUCUGUGUCCCCGUGCUCUGGGGAGAGGCUUUCAGGAGACCACAUCCUCCACAAGCAGCUGCUCUCUCCACACUUUAAAAAGGAGGGCUUCAUGGCUUUCCCCACCGCCCUCUAUGCAGCCAAAGUGGCCCUCAUGUCCGCCACCCAGGGGUCUGUGGGCGCAUGCAGCGUGGACGCCGGCCUGCCAAGCGACCAGUCGGAGAGCGGCAGCUCGACCGCAGGAGACGAGGACCAACUGGACACGGCGGAGAUCGCCUUCCAGGUGAAAGAGCAGCUGCUGAAGCAUAACAUCGGCCAGCGUGUGUUUGGACACUACGUCCUGGGCCUCUCGCAGGGCUCGGUCAGUGAGAUUCUCGCCAGACCCAAACCCUGGAGGAAGCUGACGGUGAAGGGCAAAGAGCCCUUUAAUAAGAUGAAACAGUUCCUCUCUGAUGAACAGAACAUCUUGGCUCUGAGGACCAUCCAGGUCCGCCAGAGAGGGAGCAUCACUCCGCGCAUCCGAACUCCUGAAACUGGGUCAGACGACGCCAUUAGGAAUAUCCUUGAGCAGGCCAAGAAGGAGAUCCAGUCCCAGAGGGGGGGAGGCGACGGCAAGUUGUCUCUGAACAGCUCGUCAGGCAGGAGCAGUAACGGGCCGGGCGGCAGCUCUGACGACACCAUAAAGAGCAUCCUGGAGCAGGCCAGGAGGGAGAUGGAGGCCCAGCAUCAUGCCCUGAUGGAGAUGGAGGCCUGCGGGAGGCCCUCUACUGCCAACUCCGGAGCUCAGGUAGAGCACCUGGGCCCCCCCGAGCGCUCCAGAGGCCUGCCUUUACCCAUCUCCAUCAAACAGGAGGAAGGAGGCUGUGUCACUGUCUGCAUGUCCAACCCCAUCAGCAGCCCCCAGACCCCCCUGAGUGUCCUCUCCCCGGCCGCUUUCGUCCAGAACAUCAUACGCAAAGUCAAAUCUGAGAUCGGUGAAGCGGGCACUUACUUUGACCAGCACUGGUCUCAGGAGCGAGGCUCGAUGGUGCACGGUAUCGUAGGCAGUUCUAGACCCUUCAACUCAGUCUCCCCCUCCUUGUCUUCUUCCUCGUCCGGACCCUCGGCCUUGCCCCGGCUAACCUGGCCGCGUCUGGAGAACGGUGAAUGUCUCCCCAACAGCGAGGAGGCCUUGGCGGCCGACGACGAGCUGGGGCUGGGCCGGCCGGUGGAGGUGAAGGUGGAGUCGGACACGUCGGUGAGCGGGGAGUCUCCCGGUCCUGGUUCUGGUUCUGGUUCUGGAAGGCUUUCAUACUAUCCAGCGUACAUCCCCCGUGCCCUUAAACCCACCGUGCCCCCGCUGACUCCGGAGCAGUACGAGCUGUACAUGUACAGAGAGGUGGACACCAUCGAGCUGACCCGGCAGGUGAAGGAGAAGCUGGCAAAGAACGGCAUCUGUCAGAGGAUCUUUGGAGAAAAGGUGCUCGGGCUGUCUCAGGGCAGCGUGAGCGACAUGCUGUCUCGGCCCAAACCGUGGAGCAAGCUGACCCAGAAAGGCAGGGAGCCCUUCAUCCGCAUGCAGCUGUGGUUACUGGACCAGCUAGGCCAGAGUCUAAGUCAGCCCCCGAACCAGGUCCACGCUCAGGAAAAAAGCCCGGCGACGGCCCAGUCCUCACCCUCCCCACCUCCUAGCCCAGCCGAGAGCCACCCGAGUCCCCUGGUGGAGCCGGUCAGCCUGUCCCUGGAGAGCAGCAAGGAGAACCAGCAGCCUGAGGGCCUCGGCCUGGGGCUGCCUCCCCACCCAGAGGGAGGGAAAUCCACGCCCAGCCUCAUGUCUCUGCAUCAGCCCACAAACCCUCUGGGUAUCCAGGAGCUGGUGGCCAUGUCUUCAGAGCUGGACACAUAUGCCAUCACCAAGAAGGUCAAAGAGGUGCUAACAGACAACAACCUAGGCCAGCGUCUUUUCGGGGAGACCAUCCUGGGUUUGACCCAAGGCUCCGUGUCCGACCUGCUCUCGAGGCCCAAGCCUUGGCACAAACUCAGCCUUAAAGGCAGGGAGCCGUUUGUCCGUAUGCAGCUGUGGCUCAAUGAUCCUCAUAAUGUGGACAAGCUGAGGGCCAUGAAGAAGAUGGAGAAGAAAGCCUAUCUGAAGCGGCGCUAUGGGCUGCUGAGCACCGGCUCGGAUAGCGACUCGCCCAGCAACCGCUCGGAGUGUGUGAGUCCGGCCUUAGGCGUGCUGGACCUGUGCCCCUACAGCCAGGUGAAGAAGCCCCGCGUGGUGCUGGGAGCUGAGGAGAAAGAAGCGCUGAGGAAGGCCUACCUCAUGGAGCCCUACCCCUCUCAGAACACCAUCGAGAUCCUGGCAUCCCAGCUCAAACUCAAAACCAACACUGUCAUCAACUGGUUCCACAACUACAGGUCCAGGAUGCGACGGGAGGUGCUGAUGGAGGGUCUGCCAGACAACGACACAGACGCUGAGCACCACAGCUACUCCCCGUCGAUGACGCGGAGCCCCACCUCUGACGGAGAGGAGAGGAGGCCGCGGCAUCCCUCAGGGCACAUCCACUUCAGCCUUCCUCUGAACGCCAACACUCCACAGCCACAUGUCAAACUGGAAGUAACGGACCAGGAGGAUGACGGGGAGGAGGGCUCCAUCAACCGAUCAAGAGUUCAGUGUUUCUCCACGUCGUCACAGUUCCCCCAGUUGAAAAGUGAGCAUGAGGACAGUGCUGCCAGCUGCCUCGAGCCUCAACUGGCUGGUCAGAACCUGAGGCUGGAGGAGGGGGGGAUGAGCGGCCAGACUAACGGGCUCUACCAUGUGGCCGUCUCCAUAGAGGGUCCCCAGAGAUCCAACCAGUCCAGACACGACGGGGAAGACUCCAGGAAGUCCCCCGUCGACCCGGUCAGCUUCAAGGCUUCAUCAGAGCCCUGUCGCCGCAGCCUGGAGGUUUCCCUCAACUCGCCCUCUGCUGCGUCCUCCCCCGGCCUCAUGAUGUCAGUCUCCCCCGUCCCCUCCUCCUCCGCUCCCAUCUCGCCCACUUUGCCCAAUCGGCCGUCGACGAGCACCAAUCACAGCCUGGACCCCAACCUGCUCCCUCCUUUCCAAAGCCCCAAACUCAACAGAAGCUCUCAGAGACGCAACGAGAAAAUGGCUAACCUCAAUAACAUCAUCCACAGGCUGGAGAGGGCGGCCAAUCGUGAAGAGACUCUGGAGUGGGAGUUUUAAGUCUCCUAGUCACGGCACACACAGAAGAAUCUCAAAAAAAGAAGCUUCCUGAAGACUUGGAUCAGAGCCAGGCUUUUGAAGGCCUGACCUCUAGGAGAUGGAAACGCAGAGCUAAACACGGGGCUGAACUCCCGGCAAGAACUAAGAGUAGAAAAAAGUUUAUUAAAAAAAAACUCCUAAUUGCUUUUUCUUUUGAUAACGCAUACUACUUUUAAAUAUGUGUGGCAGCACUAGCUGUCGUUUUACCUAUUGGACUUGACAUAAGACUUUUGCAGCUAUGGUGUCAUCAAAUGUACACUACAGUUCUGUAGAUUGCCACUGGGUGAGAUUAUAAAAGACCCCUGUCUUAAGCCAUUAAAAGCACUAUAACUAUUUGAAAAGAGACAUUGACCAAAUUUGCUACUUUUUGAAUAGCAUUUUUUCAGAUUUUGUCUGUAAGACUGGACAGUUGAAGUCGAGUGACAUGAAAUCCACUUACCGACCGAGGGAUAGUCCUUUAAAGACUCUAAAUAUUUAACAUCUCGUCUGUACUUAGUUUCUUGGUGAUAUGUUUUGAAAUAUUUGUAACUCACACGUAUAAAAAAUGUGGUUGUACAUGUUGUAGAAAAUGUCUGCAAUAGCCUUCUCUAAACCUGAUGUAGCAUGGUACUCACCUGAACCCUGUUAUCCUCCGUAGUUAGUCACCUGUGAUUUACUUGAGUGAAAACAAGAGAAAAAAAAAGAGCUGAAAAAGCAUUCAGAAAAAAAGGACACGUCAAAUGGAAUGAAUAGAGUACUCUGAGUAUUUUUUGUUUCUUUUGAAUAAUUCUUGAGGUUUACAGUUUAGGGCCCUCGUGCUCUUUGUAGUACAGAGCACAGUUUACAUGCUUUGUUUCGGACUUACCUCUCUGACCCUCUAAGGCACUGGUUCUCAGACUGCAGGACACCUGGUUUACCUCACAUUAUGUUGAUGCACAUCAUGCUAUGACCAUUCGAUUCACAUUAACCCCGACCGACACUUAUUUAUAUAACUGAAGGGGAAGUGUGCUGCAUCACACCCAAGCAGGAGAGAGAGGUCACUCAUGAACUGUCAUUUACAAAGAAUAUGCUGCUGUUAGAAAAGGGAGCUAAUAAUUUCUUUCUAUUAGCGUGUUGUGAUCCCUCCUCAGAUUGAGUGCACUUCCCCCACAUGGGUCAUUUACUGUAAAUAGAAUAAUGUGUACUCGAUCAAACAUGCUGCUGUGUUUGGAUCUCCCAUGGGGCUAAAGCUCACAAACGUGUGAAAGCAUGACACAGUAUGACCUGACAUCAACAUGAAACACAUCCCUUCUGUAAGUAUGCUACACUCAAGGAUGCAAAAGGUUACAGGUACCCCCCUCAUAUUAUCUUGACCACUUGUGUAUUGUGUCCGUAGAAGUUUUUUUGUCAUGCUUGCAAAAUGUUCUUUAUGUAUUUUGCCUCUAUUUUAUACUCAAAACAAUUAGAUAUUGGAUACCUCGUGUAUGAACUACUUACAGCACUUAGAUUUUGAUAAUUGUGAGGACUCAAAAAAAUUUCAAGUAUCAACAUUAUCCUAACUUAGUGUCCACAAGUCUUUGCCUUUACUGUAUCGUCGAAGUUGGUAGUAAACACUUGCACAUGUCUACAUAGUUCAGAGGACUUGGAUUGUAUUAUGUAGAGAUAUAUAUUACACAAUUACUAAAACAAAAAAAAAGAUAUCUUACAUUCUUGGAACAAAAUGUGCUGAUUAUAUUGAAAUAGAGUGUACAGAUUUAAUAAACCAAACCCAUCCAAGCCAGUGCUGGUCUGGCAAGCUUGCCCACGUUUUCGACCUUCUCUCAGGGUAGUCUUGCUUUCUAAAGCUUUACUGAAACAGUUGGUCUCAUCCAUCGUGGUGACUUUGAUAAACAGAGUGUGGAGUCCACAAUGACUCCAUGAUAGAUUCAUUGGACCUGUGGAAGUUGUGAGUAUACGGGAAGUACACUUUCCACAGAUAGAGGUGGUUUGUUGGAGGGCGGGAGCUGUUUUGUAAUUCAUUACACAGAUUGGUCCAAACACACAGUGUCCAUGCGAGCGGCCAGGAUGAAGCUAAUGGGUUGCAUUUUUCCAGAUCAGUAGACUUUGUUCUCUAAAAUACUUUUUUUUCUAUCUUGGAGCCACAGAGGAUUUUUCUCUGGUUUGGUACCAACAUUUUUUGUGCAUAAUAUACUGUAAGAUUUGAAGCGGCAUUUCUUAUGUGGAAAUUUCAUUCUCUUUCAUGGUAACAUAUGACUGAUAAAGAUAUGUAUUUACCAACGCCAUUAUCUCCCCAUGUCGAGCCCAUCUCAUUGUUUUGCAUGCAAAUCCAAUUUAGUCUUAUGACAAGGGAUAGACUGUGUUUUUUUGUGUUGUUCUUGCACAGAGACAUUGAAUAAGCACUUAAAAUCAUCUUGAAUUAGUUAAGUGCAUGGUGCAGCUGAUCAAUUUGGCUCUCACAAAGUCAUGAUGACUCCUGUCAAAUCAGAACCUAUAAGGACCCAGUAAACGUGACUUUCAGGUAAAAUUUUAAUUACUUUGUGCCAUAUCAUUAUCCUCACAGAACAAAUGCAUUGUGGGAAAGUGUGUUUUUGAUGGGUGUAGGACUUUUUGUAACACAGUGCAGAUAAAAAAGCAAAGCUUUUCGUACUGAAAGUCCUACACAUCCAAGGGUUUUAUUUUAUAACUGACAUUUGUCACUAAAUCAUGAGGUAAUUGGUUGGCAACAUUUCAAUGCUUGUGUUCAGAGUUGGAAAUAGGAAGUAGAAAUAACUCUGACACAAAGGGUUUGUCACAAGGACAGCUUUUAAUUUGAAAGUCAGCUGAGAGCCAAUCAGGAGACUUUUUCCUGCAGGCUUAUAUUUCUGUCUAAUGCCUCGAGUGUCAGCCUAUUAAAUGUCAAAGAAUGAAUAAAGGUAUGCCAAGCGUCUUGGAAUUGAGUUUGCAUAUGUAAGCCAUCAUUCAAUACAUAAUUGAUUAAGA